AUGGCACAGUCUCCCAUGAUCUCGGUGCCUCUCAAGGCGACCAACGAGAUCGAUUGGGUUGAGCCUCUCAAGAGGUACAUCCGUGACACUUACGGCGACGAUCCCGAACGUUAUGCAGAGGAAUGCGCUACCUUGAAUCGUUUGAGACAAGACGUGAGAGGUGCUGGUAAGGAUAGUACAUCUGGAAGGGAUAUGCUCUAUCGAUACUAUGGGCAACUGGAGCUUCUCGAUUUACGAUUUCCGGUUGAUGAACAGCAUAUAAAAAUAUCCUUCACAUGGUUCGAUGCGUUUACCCACAAGUCUACUGCCCAGUAUUCACUCGCUUUCGAAAAAGCUUCCAUCAUAUUCAAUAUUUCUGCUGUUCUAUCCUGUCAUGCCGCCGCUCAGGAUCGCGGCGAGGAGUCCGCCCUCAAAACUGCAUACCAUAACUUCCAAGCAUCUGCUGGUAUGUUCACCUAUAUCAACGAGAACUUUCUUCAUGCGCCAUCUUCGGAUCUUAGCAGAGAGACAGUCAAAGCGUUGAUUCAUGUCAUGCUCGCACAAGCCCAAGAAGUCUUCCUUGAGAAGCAAGUCACCGAUAAGAAGAAGCCGGCACUACUUGCUAAAUUAGCUUCCCAGGCUGGCUACCUGUACAGCCAAGCUCUUGAGGGGGUGCAAGAGAACGUGACUAAAGCCAUAUUUGAGAAGGUUUGGUUGUUGAUGAUCCAGAUCAAAAGUAAUCUUCUCAAUUCUAUGGCACAAUAUUAUCAAGCCCAAGCGGACGAGGAACAGGACAAGCAAGGUAUUGCUGUGGGAAGAUUGCAAGCCGCCGAGACACAGGCAAAAGAAGCAGAACGCAUCGCCAGAAGCUUUCCUAGUUCGGUCCCCAUGAGCUCAAAUCUCAGUGCCGACUGUGGAGGGUUUCUUCAGGAAUUAACCAAAAGACAUCUCUCCACAGUCCAAAGCCACCUGCAGAGUGCCUUGAAGGAUAACGAUUAUAUCUACCACAAAGAAGUGCCUGCUGAAGCGAGCCUAGAAGCCGUCGCCAAACUACCUGCCGCAAAGCCUAUUCCUGUCAGCGAGCUGUAUGCCGGCCAGGAUAUCCAGCGCAUUACCGGGCCCGACCUAUUCGCAAAGAUCGUACCAUUUGCCGUCACCGAGUCGGCAAGUUUGUAUGAUGAAGAGAAGGCCAAGCUGGUGCGAGCUGAGGCAGAGCGGGUGGAUACAGCCAAUGGAGAGAUGGCAGCCAGUCUGGAUUAUUUGAGGCUCCCCGGAGCAUUGCAAGUUCUGAAGGGUGGGUUUGAUCAGGAUAUCUUACCUGACGAGGACUUCCGACAAUGGUGUGAGGAUGUUUCGGACCAAGAAAACCCGGUAACCUUGUUCGAUUCACUCAGAACGGAAAAGGACUCCAUCCUCUCAAUCCUGGACAAGAGCACGAAACAACUCGACAUGGAGGAAGGUGUUUGUGAGAAAAUGCGCUCAAAGUAUGAGAACGAAUGGACACAACAGCCAAGCUCAAGAUUGACAACGACGUUGCGAGGCGAUAUUCGGCACUACCGCGAGGCUUUGGAUGAAGCAUCGAGGAGCGACAACCAGUUGGCAGGCAAGCUGCGACAAAAUGAAAUGGACUUCGAUGAGAUGCGACGGGCCGCUAAAUCGGGCGAAGCUGACCAGCUCUUUCAGCGUGCUGUUGCCCAGGCACGGGCGAGAGGGAGCAAUGCGACUAGCCCUGCCGGCUUGGAACCCAAUCUUUUGGACGACGACUUUGACGAAGGACCCAGUGUGAUAGACCAGAUCAACAGGGUGGAAGAUAUCCUCAAGAAGCUGAAUUCCAUUAAGCGGGAACGCAACCAGGUAUUGAAAGAUUUGAAGGAGAAGGCGCACAACGAUGACAUCUCCCAAAUUCUCAUCCUCAACAAGAAGUCGAUAUCCAACUACGAAGCGCAACUGUUUGAGCAGGAAUUGGAAAAGUUCCGACCUCACCAAAACCGACUUCUGCAAGCGAAUCACAAGCAGUCAGCUUUGAUGAAGGAGCUCACAAGCGCAUUCAACCGACUGUUGCAGGACAAGCGAGUUCAGUCGGAACAGAGCAAAUACGAGACUAUUCAACGACAACGAUCGUCAGUUAUCAACCGAUAUAAGCGAGCUUACCAGGAGUUUCUCGAUCUUGUCGCAGGUCUGCAAAGUGCUAAGAACUGGUACGCAGAGAUGCGCGAGACAGUGGAGAGCUUGGAGAAGAACGUCGAUAGCUUCGUCAAUAACCGUAGAUCGGAAGGAGCGCAACUGCUCAACCAAAUUGAGCAGGAGAGGUCAUCCAACAAGAACUCGCAGGCUGAGAUGGAGCGCGAAAGACUGAGAGGGCUCAUGGACCGAAUGUCAAUGGAGCCAGCUAAGCCAUCGCAACAACCUCAACAAAGCCGACCUACGCCCCCGUCACAGUACCAGCAGAGCCAAGCUCCUCGAUAUCCCCAAACCAAUUAUCAAGGGCAAUAUCAGCAGCCAAACUCACCACCACCGCAACAGGCUCAACAACAGGCGUACCAGAACUUUUCUCCACCACCAACAACAACCCAGUCGUUUGGACCGCCUCCUAUCAACACUUUUGUCCAGCCUACAUAUAAUCCCAGCCAAUAUGGGCGUACACCUGGACCGACAUCGCCCCCUCCGAACCAAACGUCGUUCAACAUGAGCGGUUUCCGAGGACCUGCAUCACCACCUCCAAACCAGACGACGUUCGGACAGACUCAAUCGUUCGGCGGGUAUGGAGCAUCGUCGACACCGCAAACACAGGGAGGCUACGUACCGCCUGGAUUUGUGCCACCACCACCUCCUCCUGGACCUCCUCCACUGGGGCCUCAGCAGACGUUUCACUAUGGUAACCAACCUAGCAGCGCGCAUCCAAACAGUGCCUAUCCUCAAUCAGCUAUGCCACCGCAACAACAACAGCAGCAGCAGCAGCAGCAGCAAAACGAUCCCUGGGCAGGGUUGAAUGCAUGGAAGUAA
This is a messenger RNA of Fusarium venenatum, 2982 nucleotides long. RefSeq names its product vacuolar protein-sorting protein BRO1. Gene Ontology annotation, molecular function: protein binding. Gene Ontology annotation, biological process: protein transport to vacuole involved in ubiquitin-dependent protein catabolic process via the multivesicular body sorting pathway. The record is from RefSeq and is a predicted model, not a curated record. Gene Ontology annotation, cellular component: endosome. Lineage: Eukaryota; Fungi; Ascomycota; Sordariomycetes; Hypocreales; Nectriaceae.